Molecule: messenger RNA, 2121 nt
Organism: Alnus glutinosa
Lineage: Eukaryota; Viridiplantae; Streptophyta; Magnoliopsida; Fagales; Betulaceae
Product: calcium-dependent lipid-binding protein
Exons: 12
Coding region: 353-1867 (504 amino acids)
Cellular component (GO): endoplasmic reticulum
Molecular function (GO): lipid binding
Source: RefSeq, a predicted model, not a curated record
UAUUUCCAACACACGGAAAGCGGUAACCGGCAAAUUCUUCAGUUUCGUAAAUCCAAAAAGUCUCUCUUCCCGUGGCCUACCAGUCUUCAAUGCUUCCCUUUCGUUUCGUUUAUCGGAGACUUGCGACGUUUAGAGCCAGAAACAAAAAAGAAACCGACACUUUAUAGAGAGAGAGAGAGAGAGAGACGACACACUAAGAGACAAGCAAUUAGCUAGAGAGCCAGAGAGUCAAACCUGUCUCACAAUUAAUACAGGGGUUCCAUAUUCAUUUAUUUCUCUCUCUGCCUGAUCCACUCGCUUUCUUUCGUCGAUUACUCUGAAAUUGUUUGUUGUUGGAAUCUGGAAAAGCAAAAUGGGGCUGAUUUCGGGGCUUUUCUUGGGGAUGGUGUUGGGGAUUGCAUUGAUGGCCGGAUGGAAGCACAUGAUGCAGUACCGAAGCACCAAGCGAAUUGCUAAGGCUGUUGACAUAAAACUCCUUGGAUCCCUUAAUCGGGAUGAUUUGAGGAAAAUCUGUGGUGAAAAUUUUCCAGAAUGGAUAUCUUUCCCUGUCUUUGAACAGGUGAAAUGGCUGAACAAGCAACUAAGCAAACUGUGGCCAUUUAUUGCAGAUGCAGCAGAAAUGGUGAUUAAAGAAUCUGUUGAACCACUUCUAGAAGAAUACCGACCACCUGGAAUUACUUCAUUGAAGUUCAGCAAAUUGUCUCUUGGUAACGUGGCACCCAAAAUUGAAGGUAUUCGUGUUCAAAGUCUUAAGAAAGGCCAAAUCACAAUGGAUAUUGAUCUCCGAUGGGGUGGUGAUCCAAGCAUCAUUUUAGGUGUUGAAGCUGCACUUGUUGCUUCUAUACCUAUUCAGUUGAAGGAUCUUCAAGUUUUCACUGUUGUUCGGGUUAUCUUCCAACUCGCUGAAGAGAUACCUUGUAUUUCUGCUGUUGUUGUUGCCCUACUUUCCGAGCCAAAGCCUAGAAUCGAUUAUACUCUGAAGGCUGUUGGUGGAAGCUUAACAGCCAUCCCUGGACUUUCCGAUAUGAUUGAUGAUACCGUGGACUCAAUUGUCACAGAUAUGCUCCAGUGGCCCCAUAGGCUUGUUGUUCCAAUUGGUGGUGUACCUGUUGAUACAAGUGAGUUAGAGCUUAAACCGCAGGGAAAGCUUACCUUGACGAUUGUGAAAGCAAGUGAUUUGAAGAACAUGGAAAUGAUUGGAAAAUCUGAUCCUUAUGUUGUUCUGCAUAUUCGGCCACUAUUCAAGGUCAAAACUAAGGUUGUUGAAAACAACCUCAAUCCUGUUUGGGAUCAAGCAUUCGAGUUGAUUGCAGAAGACAAGGAGACACAGUCUCUUGUACUUGAGGUUUUUGAUAAGGACAUUGCGCAAGACAAGAGAUUGGGAGUAGUAAAGCUGCCUUUGAUUCAGCUGGAAGCUGAAACCGAAAAAGAGUUUAAUUUAAGACUGCUACCAUCAUUUGACAUGCUGAAAAUUAAAGAUAAGAAGGAUAGGGGGACACUUACAAUUAAGGUCUUUUAUCAUGAAUUUAACAAGGAAGAGCAGUUGAUUGCUCUAGAACAAGAAAAGAGUAUCCUAGAACAAAGAAAGAAAUUGAAACAAGAUGGAGUUAUAGGGAGUACAAUGGAUGCACUUGAUGGAGCAGUAUCACUGGUUGGAUCUGGUGUUGGAAUGGUGGGUACUGGUCUUGGUGCCGGGGUUGGGGCCGGAGUCGGGAUUGUUGGGAGUGGUCUUGGAGCUGUUGGCAGUGGACUGAGCAAAGCAGGAAAAUUCAUGGGCAGAACCAUUACAGGGGGGCACAACAGGAAGAGUGGCUCUUCGACUCCAGUAAAUAGUGUUCAAGAAAAUGGUGGUGCCAAGCCACUGUAGUCUCCCUGUAGAGUUGCUGCUGAAAAAAAAACCCCAUUUUCUCCCUUGUUUGUAUGCUUUAAUGACUGGAUAGAGAUCACUUGUUUCGCUUAUCUUGUUGCAAUUGUAUCUUCUCCGAUCCUGUUCUCUAUGCUCGAGUGGAAAAUGAUGGCAUAAAUAUUGGUUAUCCUUGUGUUUUCAGCUGUCCUGCAGUCCUGUUUAUGUACUACCUUUGCUUACACGAAUUCCUAAUAAAAUUUGAAAAUUGUAUUCAA